UAAACACCAUAAAAUCGAAAAUUACUUAAAUAUUUAAAUUAAAAAUGGCAAAUUUAGAAGAAAAAUUAAAUAAAUUUGCACUUGAAUUAUUUAAAAUUGAAGUAUUAAAGUUUGGUGACUUUAAAAUGAAAGUAGGCAUUAAUUCACCUGUUUAUUUUGAUCUAAGGUCAAUUAUUAGCCAUCCAAAACUUCUGGAUACAUUAGCUGAUUUACUUUGUGAAUUUAGUAAAGAUUUAAAAUAUGAUCAAUUAUGUGGAGUGCCAUAUACAGCUUUACCUAUUGCCACGCUCAUGUCAACUAAAAUCGAAAAACCUAUGUUAGUUCGAAGAAAAGAGCAAAAAGCUUAUGGAACAAAAAAAUUAAUUGAAGGUCGUUUUAAUGAAGGAGAACGUUGUUUAAUUGUUGAAGAUGUGGUGACUUCGGGUAGUAGUAUUCUUGAAACUGUUCGAGAUUUAAGAAAAGAAGGUUUGAAUGUAACAGAAGCCAUUGUAGUUUUGGAUCGACAACAAGGCGGUGCUGAAAAUUUACAAGAAGAUGGUGUACAAAUGCAUUCCUUAUUCACGAUAAAAUCAUUAUUAAAAAUUUUAUUACAACAUAAGUGUAUUGAUCAAGCUACAGUUGACAAAGUAGAUGUGUAUAUUAAAAAUUCGCAGAUACGAGCUAACGGCGAAAUGAAAAAUGGAGUAGAGAAACCAAAAAAUCGCUUACAUUUAAGUUUUACUGAUCGAUCAAAAUUUGCUCGAAAUGCAAUUACAAAGAAACUUUUUGAAUUAAUGGAAUCAAAAGAAACAAAUUUAUGUGUAGCAGUUGAUGUAACCGAUUCGACAAAGCUACUAGAUAUCGCUGAAAAUAUUGGACCACAUAUUUGCAUAUUAAAAACACAUAUUGACAUUUUAUCAAAUUUUAAUGUCAAACUGAUCCAACAGCUAAGAGCUAUUGCAAAAAAACAUAACUUUCUUAUAUUUGAAGAUCGAAAAUUUGCUGAUAUUGGAAAUACUGUGAAACUACAAUACACCGAAGGUGUUUAUAAUAUUAUUUCAUGGGCUGAUAUUGUAACAGUUCAUGCAUUGCCAGGACCUGGAAUUAUGGAGGCUAUUAAACAAGCUAUAGAAAGUAGUGAAAACGGUGCCGAACGAGGUGUAUUUGUUUUGGCUGAAAUGAGUUCAGCGAAUAACUUGAUCACCAAUGCCUACAGUCAAGAAGCCUUAAGAAUUGCCGACCAAUACAAAGAUAUUACUUGUGGAAUCAUUUGUCAAUCUAAAGAAUUAGUAUCGAAUCCAGGAGUGAUUCAAUUAACACCUGGCGUUCAAUUAAAUAAUAAAAGUGACGAUUUAGGUCAACAAUAUAAUUCACCGGAAGCCGUUAUUUAUGAAAAGGGAGCUGAUAUUGCUAUCGUGGGUCGAGCUAUUAUUACAGCAGAAAAUAUUAAAAACACAGCAGAGGAAUAUAGAAAAUGCCUUUGGGCCGCGUAUAAAAAACGUUUAGUUGCUGGUUAAAAUAAUUAGUUAUUUAUAUGUAAACUGUAGUAUUAUAUUGAUGAUC
Molecule: messenger RNA, 1542 nt
Organism: Chrysoperla carnea
Lineage: Eukaryota; Metazoa; Arthropoda; Insecta; Neuroptera; Chrysopidae
Gene: r-l
Product: uridine 5'-monophosphate synthase
Exons: 4
Coding region: 45-1496 (483 amino acids)
Biological process (GO): 'de novo' pyrimidine nucleobase biosynthetic process; 'de novo' UMP biosynthetic process
Molecular function (GO): orotidine-5'-phosphate decarboxylase activity; orotate phosphoribosyltransferase activity
Source: RefSeq, a predicted model, not a curated record